CGAUUGAGAACCGACUGAACUCGAUUCCGAAAAGUGAAGUUUAUCAGCAAAAAGUCGAUUUUUGAUCAAAGUCAGAGCUGACUUUGCCAUUCCUUAUUUUGGCAACAAAAUGCGAUACGCUCAAGUUGUGAUUGGCCCUGCCGGUAGUGGUAAAUCUACAUAUUGCGCAUAUAUGCAGCGUCAUGCCCAAGAUUCAAAGCGAGUCAUUGAAGUGGUCAACUUGGAUCCCGCUGCCGAACAUUUUGACUAUCAGCCUUUGGUGGAUAUCCGUGAUUUGAUUCAACUCGACGAUGCAAUGGAAGAUGAAGAACUCCACUAUGGUCCAAAUGGCGGUCUAGUAUUCUGCUUGGAAUAUUUAAUAGAAAAUCAAGAUUGGUUGAAAUCGCAGCUUUGUGGUGGAGAAGAAUCUGACACUGAUGAAAUUGGAGGGGAACCUGAUGACGACUACAUACUCUUUGAUAUGCCUGGACAAAUAGAACUUUUCACACAUUUAUCAAUGGGAAAACAAUUAGUAAACUUGUUGGAGUCUUGGAAUUUCCGCAUUUGUACAGUUUUUCUAGUGGAUUCUCAGUUUAUGGUUGAUGGCGCGAAAUUUCUCUCUGGCACAAUGGCUGCUCUAAGUGUCAUGGCUAAUUUGGAAAUGCCACAUGUCAAUGUAUUGAGUAAAAUGGAUUUGCUUAGUAAAACCGCACGAAAACAACUGGACAACUAUUUGGACCCAGAUCCGAGAGCGUUAUUGGGCGACGUCACACAAGAAUCGGCAUGGGGACGAACGCAUCGGAAGCUUUCUGAAGCGAUUGGGAAUUUAAUUGAAGACUUCAGUCUAGUUCGAUUUGUUCCCUUGAACAUUGACGAUGAGGAAAGUAUACAGGAUUUACUUCUUCAAAUAGACAAUGUCAUACAAUAUGGAGAGGACGCCGAUGUGAAAAUACGAGAUUUUGAUCCGCCAGAGGAAGAAGACGAUCCUAUUUCUAAUGGAAAGUUUGACUAAUUUGUUUAAAAUAAUUUUUAUCAUAUGUUUAUUUUCUAAAGGAUGUCUUAAUAAAAAUGUUUUUGUUUGUACAAACACGA
Molecule: messenger RNA, 1071 nt
Organism: Rhagoletis pomonella (apple maggot)
Lineage: Eukaryota; Metazoa; Arthropoda; Insecta; Diptera; Tephritidae
Product: GPN-loop GTPase 3-like
Exons: 3
Coding region: 110-991 (293 amino acids)
Molecular function (GO): GTPase activity
Source: RefSeq, a predicted model, not a curated record